Molecule: messenger RNA, 2359 nt
Organism: Polypterus senegalus (gray bichir)
Lineage: Eukaryota; Metazoa; Chordata; Cladistia; Polypteriformes; Polypteridae
Gene: ahcyl2b
Product: adenosylhomocysteinase like 2b
Exons: 17
Coding region: 278-2074 (598 amino acids)
Biological process (GO): L-methionine cycle
Cellular component (GO): cytosol
Source: RefSeq, a predicted model, not a curated record
UCAAAUAUAAACGUUAUGCUUUAAUGCUUAAUAAACAAAUAUAUAUAUAUAUAUAUUCGUGGCUACUAUAAAAUCAAAACUAGCACCUUUUAAUAUAAAAACGUUAUUUGUACUCCAAAAAGGAACCGCUUACGGAAUGGAGACAUCCAACGCAACAACGACUCGAUGUUAAAGACUAUGUUUCCCAUGAAGCUACACUCGGUUUUGCCCCACCCACCUAUUGCUCGUAUCCGCUUUUGUAUCUGCGUUGCGAGGGGGACUUUGAGAAACCGCAGCAAUGUCGGUUCAGGUUGUAGCUUCGAAAAUGGCCGAGGUCGAACUGAAAGACAUUGGCGGCAAGGAUGUACCCGCUGUGGCCCCACUGACACCGAAGGUGGAAGAGAAGCCGGUGGUUAAAUGUGAGCCUGUCGUGUCCCCUACUACACCCGUGAUUUCCAAUGUAGCAGCAGCCGUGGAUCCCACACUGCCGACCCCAAGCCCCAAUCUCAUGAAGAUGCCGCAGGCUUCUGCGAUGAAACGUACGGACCCGCAGCACAACGGCGGAGAAGCAUUCAUCAGCCCUGACGGUACGGUUACUGAGGCCCCAAGAACGGUGAAAAAGCAAAUUCAGUUUGCUGACCAGAAGCAGGAGUUUAACAAACGCCCUACUAAGAUUGGUCGUCGGUCCCUAUCCCGCUCCAUCUCUCAGUCCUCCACUGACAGCUACAGCUCUGCGGCUUCUUAUACAGACAGUUCUGAUGAUGAGACUUCUCCAAGGGAUAAACAACAGAAGAACUCAAAGGGUAGUAGUGACUUCUGCAUCAAGAACAUCAAGCAGGCUGACUUUGGACGCCGAGAGAUAGAGAUUGCAGAGCAAGAGAUGCCUGCACUGAUGGCUUUAAGAAAAAGAGCUCAAGGAGAAAAGCCACUGGCUGGAGCCAAGAUUGUGGGAUGCACACACAUCACUGCACAGACCGCAGUGUUAAUGGAGACACUUGCUGCCCUUGGAGCUCAAUGUAGGUGGGCUGCUUGUAACAUUUAUUCAACUCAGAAUGAAGUUGCAGCAGCCCUUGCUGAAGGAGGUUUUGCAGUCUUUGCUUGGAAAGGUGAAUCAGAAGAUGAUUUCUGGUGGUGCAUUGAUCGAUGUGUUAACGUUGAAGGAUGGCAACCAAACAUGAUUCUCGAUGAUGGAGGGGAUCUUACUCAUUGGAUUUAUAAGAAAUAUCCAAAUAUGUUUAAAAAAAUUAAAGGGAUAGUAGAAGAAAGUGUCACUGGUGUGCACAGGUUAUAUCAGUUGUCAAAAGCUGGAAAGCUGUGUGUUCCUGCAAUGAAUGUGAAUGACUCUGUUACCAAACAGAAAUUUGAUAAUUUAUACUGCUGCAGGGAGUCUAUCCUGGAUGGGCUGAAAAGAACAACAGAUGUUAUGUUUGGAGGAAAGCAAGUUGUAGUAUGUGGAUAUGGAGAGGUGGGCAAAGGUUGUUGUGCAGCCCUGAAGGCAAUGGGAUCAAUUGUGUAUGUCACAGAGAUUGACCCUAUUUGUGCCCUGCAGGCCUGUAUGGAUGGUUUUCGGCUGGUGAAGCUAAAUGAAGUCAUUAGACAGGUGGACAUUGUUAUCACCUGUACAGGUAAUAAAAAUGUUGUGGUACGGGAAUACUUGGACCGUAUGAAGAAUGGCUGCAUUGUCUGCAACAUGGGACAUUCCAAUACUGAAAUUGAUGUGGCUAGUCUUCGCACUCCAGAGUUGACCUGGGAGCGUGUGAGGUCACAAGUGGACCAUGUAAUUUGGCCAGAUGGAAAAAGAAUAGUUCUUCUGGCGGAGGGCCGUCUACUCAAUCUCAGCUGCUCCACAGUUCCCACCUUUGUGCUUUCUAUCACAGCCACAACUCAGGCAUUGGCUUUAAUAGAGCUUUACAAUGCACCAGAGGGUCGAUAUAAGCAAGAUGUUUAUCUGUUACCCAAGAAAAUGGAUGAAUACGUAGCAAGCCUUCACCUUCCAACAUUUGACGCACACCUGACCGAACUCACGGAUGAGCAAGCAAAGUACCUGGGCUUAAAUAAAAAUGGGCCCUUUAAGCCAAAUUAUUAUAGGUAUUAAUCUCCUGUGAAAAGAAAAUUUAAACAAAUACACAAACUGGAAGAACAGUAUAUUUGAGAACAAGAAAUGAAGCUACUGUAAAGGAAAAUGAAGCUCCUGGUUUAAAGCUGGACUUGACGGAAUACCAGAAAGCGCAUCAAGAGUUUUAUUUAUUUAAAGUAGAAUACUGUAAUCUUAACCUCUGACAGCCCAAGCCAUUUUGUCAUUCUUUGAAGUGGCUGGGAGAGGUAACAUUGUUUCAUUUUCUCUAACGUAUAUUUGUCAGGUGUAAGUAAUCCAUUGGAG